AUGCAGUUUGGAUUUGGGGUCAAGUGCGCUAUUGGACUCUUGCUCCAAGUUUCUGAAGCAUCUGGACAGUUGAAGAUGCAAUGUAACAAGGAUUCUGGUUCAGCAUUGCAAAUGGAACAAUUCUCGAUUGUUAAAACUAUAAUCCAAACGCGUCGAUGGAACCUUUCCUCUCAACCCGAAAUUGCGGCAGCCACAACCUCAGCUCCAAAUCACUUUCUCAGCAACUAUAAUGACUCGGACUUAAGGGAAACAAGUAGCGGCAGCACCGGUGGUGGUUCUGGCAACAACAGCGCCAUACCCAUUGACCAGAAACCUCGACAGCGGCGGCGGCAGAAGAACGGCGACCUCAAUGUGACUUUCCAGCGGCCAGAGGUGCAGUGGCUCUUGCGGCAGCAGCGAGCCACUCCAACAACCCCUUGUGCAAGCUCUCUUCCUCCGGCAGCGACCCAGACGGCGACGACUCUCCACGGAUGGCGGCGGGCCUUCAGCGGCGGUGCAGUUCCAGUGACGACGGUGCAUGGCAGGACAGCGUUCCUCUCUUCCUCGAGCUCUCCCUCUCACUGGCGCUCAAGGACGACGGCGAGGGUGGCUUCAAUGGCGGCGGUUGCAGCUCACGACGACAGAGACGCUCCUCCGCGACGGCGAGGGUGGCUUCAAUGGCGGCGGUUGCAGCUCGCGACGACAGAGACGCUCCUCUGCGACGGCGCAGUUGGCAAUGAUGGGCAUGAACGACAGCAGCGACCUCCCUCUCUUCUCCGCGUUAGUGUAGGUGCGUGUGUGUGGGGAUGAGCGACGGCGUGAGGGUGAGCGAGGGGAGUGCGUCCGUGAGUGUGUGUUUCUACGAAGAGGGUGUGGGAGGAGCGGGGGUGGGAGCUCGACGGCUAGUGAGGGACUGAGGGUUGAGAGAGUGUUUUUGUGUGAUUAGGGUUAGGGAAAAAGUAAAGGAAGAGUGGCCCACAAAUUUGUUUUGUUUUU
Messenger RNA from Arachis ipaensis, 975 nucleotides. The record is from RefSeq and is a predicted model, not a curated record. Lineage: Eukaryota; Viridiplantae; Streptophyta; Magnoliopsida; Fabales; Fabaceae.